AGCCCCUUUCCUGCUGACAGCGGCUCUGGUUCCCUUACACUUCGGUUUCGUGUUCUCUAGUUUGGGUUUUUCUCACGUUCUGGAGAAACUCCGAGUUCAGGCCGGGAACUGGCGGUGGAGAAGCUGCAGAUCGCACGGUCGUGGGUCGCGUUUAGAAGCAUCGCAAGGAAUGGGCUGUCAGCUGUUGGGAGACUCCAGGGCAGGAUUCCCCCUCUGAUCCCAGGAUUUCCCUAUUCAGGGCAGGAUUCCCCCUCUGAUCCCAGGAUUUCCCUAUUCAGGGCAGGAUUCCCCCUCUGAUCCCAGGAAUUCCCUAUUCAGGGCAGAAUUCCCCCUCUGAUCCCAGGAAUUCUCCACCUGGAGCUGCAGGAUCCCCAUCUAAUCCAAACAUUCCCUCCCAGUGGUGAAUUUUCCCAACUGAUUCUGGGACUCCCCCAGCAGAUCCCAUGCAGAAUUCCAUAGGCUGCAUUUCUACUGGAUUGGCUCAGUGUAAGGGAUCCCCGACCCCAUUAGUACUGGAUCUCCUGAGGCUGCUGUCAGUGCAGGAUCUGCUGGAUCACCCUAUAGUAUAACCCCCAGUGGAUCUCUUUGCAGGAUUCUGCUCCAGGGAAGGAAGGACUGACGCCUCACUGCCCAAGUGAUUCUUCUGGAAUGCAGACUUAACACAGCCUUAAACAUGGACGCAGAGGAAGCCCUUCAGCUGAUCAUGAAGGAUCUGGCAGCGCUGGGGAAGUGCGGGGGAUUGUUGGACGGACAUCACAAAAAGAACUUCAAGCAGCAGGACGCCAGAAUAAAAUUUGAAUACAACGGAGAGAAAAGGAUUAUUGAGUUCCGCAGGCCAAUCAAAUUGAAGGAUGUUCAGCAAAAAAUCACAGAUGCCUUUGGACAAACGAUGGAUUUACAUUAUGCAAACAAUGAGCUCCUGAUCCCUCUGAUGUGCCAGGAGGACAUGGAUAGAGCUUUGGAAUACUUGGACACCUGCCCGGCUCUGAAGAGCUUGAGGAUACUUGUAAAAUCACCAAAGAAAAUGAUAGUAAGCAGAACUCCUGAGAGAGCAAUGAGGCAGUAUCUGCAGCCCGUGUGCUCGAAGGCCCAUGAUAUGAGAAUAUCUAAGUCUAUGGGAGAUAUUCUGGGUUCCCUGUACAAAGAUGCUGGCAAGGCCCGGAAAUAUUCAACAGGUUCCUUGCACACAGGCCGCAGUUCCCCCCCGCCCGGAAGUGUUCCUGAUGAACAGCAGCAAAUCGCACGGCAGGGGUCGUACACUAGUAUUAAUAGCGAAGGGGAAUUCAUUCCUGAGGUAAUUGACCCUUUCAUGAGCCCUAACGAAUCCCUCUCUAGCAGCUGCCAGUCACUGGAUAGAUCCCUGGACAGCCCUGCUUUUUCCACUCCAGUCCCAAGAGGAAAAGGCCAGCUGAAUGACAGUUUGGAGUGUUUAGAGUUUGAAAUUCCGUUCUACGAGAGGUUUGGAAAAGGAGGAACCUUUCCCCGGCAAUAUCACUUUUCCCGAAAAGACUACAACGAUGGUCGGAGAACCUUCCCUAGAAGUUACAUCCCACAAGAGAACAUUUUCCCACUCGGCACCAACCACAGAACAAGAAGUGUGAACGGGGAGAGCGGGUUAGUCACUAUGUCCUGCGAUGAGCAAAGGAAGAAGCGGUGGAAUAGCUCGGAACAUAACUUACCUUUCUUCAGUUCUACAUCCCAGGAACAGAAGAACAAGUCUCCUCAGGCACCUGAAAACUGGAGACUGGGGAAGCUUCUUGGCAGAGGAGCAUUUGGGGAGGUCUAUCUCUGCUACGAUGUGGACACAGGGAGAGAAUUAGCUGUAAAGCAGGUCCCCUUUGACCCAGACAGUCAAGAAACCAGCAAAGAGGUGAACGCGUUGGAAUGUGAGAUUCAGCUGCUAAAACUUCACCGGCAUGAAAGGAUAGUUCAGUAUUAUGGCUGCCUGCGGGAUCCAACGGAGAAAAAACUGUCCAUCUUUGUGGAAUAUAUGCCAGGGGGUUCUAUUAAAGACCAAUUGAAAGCCUACGGCGCACUGACGGAAAAUGUCACCCGGCGGUACACGAGACAGAUACUGCAGGGCGUGUCCUACUUGCACGGCAAUAUGAUUGUACAUAGAGACAUUAAAGGUGCCAACAUUCUGAGAGACUCCGCUGGGAACGUCAAACUCGGAGACUUCGGGGCCAGCAAACGUAUCCAAACCAUCUGCAUGUCUGGGACCGGCAUUAAGUCUGUAACUGGGACUCCAUACUGGAUGAGUCCUGAGGUGAUCAGCGGAGAGGGAUACGGGAGGAAAGCGGAUGUGUGGAGCGUGGCGUGCACGGUGGUGGAGAUGCUGACAGAAAAACCUCCUUGGUCAGAGUACGAAGCCAUGGCGGCCAUCUUUAAAAUUGCCACUCAGCCCACCAAGCCCCGCCUCCCGGAUAGUAUUUCUAACGCCUGCAGGGACUUCAUGAAACAAGUAUUUGUGGAAGAGAAACGGAGGCCGACGGCGGAAGAACUGUUAAGGCAUCUGUUUGUCAUCCAUAGCCUCUAAGUUCUCUCAAUGCCAAAAAAAACAAAACAGAGAUGGUGUGAGUGUUUCUAUGGAGAACAAAAGGCGUCUUCCUACUGGGGGGUGUUCCUGAGGUAGAGGUAGAGUUUAGCUGGUGGUGAAUGUGUAAAUCAGCUGCGGAACCACCGAACUGUGUGAAGAGGGAGAGUUCUGGUGGUGAAUGUUCCUUGUUUAUAUGGAAUGGAUGUGAGUGGAUGCCGAGCCACCUGACAGUUUGACUUAUAAAGGAUGUGCCAGGAUGUUUUAACCUACAAGGAUCACCUGUCCGAGUUGCUACAUGUUCCUGACGGCUGUUCCUAUCAGCUGAAUCAGACUGCAAGAGGAAAAUAGAACAACAAUUUUAAUAUAGGAGUGAUGGUGUCUUCCCUUUGCUGCAGCGCACUAUGCCACACACUGUUCUACACACUUCCCCCAGCCGACACAAAUAACAGUGUUAAACUUACUCACAUCUGGGCUGCGGGGCCCACUAGGGCCCGGGCGGCAGUUGACAUUGGACCACAGGGCAGUUGACAUUGAAAUUAACAGAGAAAGAAUGUCUUGUUUGGUUACGGUUGCCGGUAUCUUUGUCUGAUUUGCACUCCAAUUAGUUUGGUCAUCCGCAAAUUAUUGAAUCAUUUGGCUUGAGCCCCAAUUAUCUUAUCAUACAGUGAUCCAUGAAAACCUGUCUGGAAAGGACGGCAUCUACACCACCAGUGGCUUACCAUGCCCUACCAACCCACAGCUUGAUUUCUUCUUACCAGCCUACCGAGCCAUCUAGAGUCUCCAUGUCCCUGGCAGGUCUGGAUGCAGUCGGACCCGUGGUACUUAUGUCAGCAAACACAACAAUAUGAUCCUUGUCCAGCAGGAUCUUCUAAACUGCCCAAUAGACAUUUGGCCAAAAAUUGGUAAGGCAAGCCGUAUACAUGGGUCAACAAGCUUCUGACUGAAUCUGUAAGGGCCGAAUGUGCCGCUUUUAUCGGCUCAUGUAUGGCUACCUUAAGACAGCCCAUUGGCGUAACUUUAGAGGAAGCCAACCCCGCAGAUACAGUGGGUCCCUGGGAAAAGGGGAGCCUGAAAAGUCUAAAUCCUAUAUAGCCUUCAAGAACCCCUACCCUUCCCUUCCCCAGCCGCUUUCUUACCUGUAGCGGGAAGCAGAUCGGGGAGGAUAGUGGGCGGACUCUGGUCAGGGGUGGGCGGAUUCUGGGUGGAAACAGGGAGAGGGCGGAGACAGGAAGCAGGCAGGAGGAUGGGGAUCAGGGUGUGCUGGGCCCCUCUGAAGAUUUUUUAGCGGGGGGCCCAGCACACUCUAUUUAUGCCACUGAGACAGCCUGCCACUGGCCUUCCUUAUUUAUUGUUUGUGGUUUUUUUCUUUAAAGGAAAGGCAAAAAUUUCAGUAAAAAAAAAAAACCUAAAUAAGCGAGACAAACCUUGCUGUAUAAUAUGACUCUGUGAACAUCCUAUUUAAAGUUAAUUUCUAGGUGAACUGCCACUUUAUCUAAGUUUCUGUAGUCUUCUGGAUCACUGCACCUUACAAUAGGCCCACUAUAUAUAUAUAUAUAUAUCUGUUUAUAACAGAACAAGAAAUAAAGUGCACUAUGUGUUAUAGGCCAUGUUUUGUACUCACGGUGUAUACAUUUAAAUUUAACUGCACUGACCACUGCUUGCACCUGAUUUGUCAAAAUGCCCAUUUGAAAAAUAAGGCACAGGUUGUUCCACUGUUAAAUUACACGUAUAGGCUCUUGCACUUGCACUGUGUACCGUAAACAUCAAAGCAGGUGCAAGUGGCAGUUUGGCACGUAAGAUCAUUAAAAGGAGAACUAAAGUCUAACUAAAGAAGUAGCUAGAAAUGUUGUACAUUAUGUUUUGUGAUUCUGUAUUAGCCCAAGGCAACCACAGCCGUUUAGC
Messenger RNA from Xenopus laevis (African clawed frog), 4438 nucleotides. RefSeq names its product mitogen-activated protein kinase kinase kinase 22 S homeolog (gene map3k22.S). Bases 674 to 2536 code for a protein of 620 amino acids. Gene Ontology annotation, molecular function: protein kinase activity; nucleotide binding; ATP binding. The record is from RefSeq and is a predicted model, not a curated record. The transcript has 17 exons. Lineage: Eukaryota; Metazoa; Chordata; Amphibia; Anura; Pipidae.